AUGACGCUUCGAUACAUAGCGUUGUCAUCGAUAGGGUUUAGUACCAUAGCAGUGGUAUUUAGCGGUCUUACUUUUUUGAGCCAACAACCAUUAACUAUAAAAACCCAAUUUUUUACCGUUGCUGCAUCUGCACUUAUAGAGGUUUUUAUCUGCGCAUGGCCAGCUGAUUAUUUAUUACGCACGAGCAAUGACAUUGGUUAUGCAGGAUAUGAAUCGUCGUGGUACUGUAAAGAUAUAUCUUUACAGAAGAAUUUGUUAUAUACUGUGUCGAGAUGUCAAUAUCCUGUCACUCUUACAGUGCCAUGUCUACUACCAACUCUUUCACUUAAUUAUUAUGCCUCUUAUUUAUCAACUACGUUUUCCUAUUUAACAACAUUUCGAGCAGUGAUGGCUAAUUAA
Molecule: messenger RNA, 399 nt
Organism: Mycetomoellerius zeteki
Lineage: Eukaryota; Metazoa; Arthropoda; Insecta; Hymenoptera; Formicidae
Product: odorant receptor 4-like
Exons: 4
Coding region: 1-399 (132 amino acids)
Biological process (GO): detection of chemical stimulus involved in sensory perception of smell; sensory perception of smell
Cellular component (GO): plasma membrane
Molecular function (GO): olfactory receptor activity; odorant binding
Source: RefSeq, a predicted model, not a curated record